Microthlaspi erraticum is the source of this 999-nucleotide messenger RNA. The record is from the annotation of a GenBank genome assembly. Lineage: Eukaryota; Viridiplantae; Streptophyta; Magnoliopsida; Brassicales; Brassicaceae.
AUGGAAAACGAAAUCGCGCCGUUUACUUACAGUGGCAGCUCCGCCGGCGUCUUUGGAAUGAGGAAUUCACACGGAGAGCAAUCCGGUGGUGGCAGCGUCGGCUCGCCUACUCUCUUAUGCGACCGAUUCAUCAACUCCAGUCGCAGCGUUAUGCAGCAGCAGCGCCAGGAUAUGGUGAAUCGCGAGGCGUUGUGCUACACGCGCCUCCAGGAAGCCGCGCUGGAAGCGAAAGUCCUCCGUCUAGAGAACACCGAGCUCCGAUCGAUGAAUCUCCACCUCAAGAAAGAGCUCAAUCAGCUGAUCCGAUCCUCGAUUCAGAGCCGCUUGGACUACGACAGGGUUCCGCUUCGGAUGCUCAGCAACCUCUCGAUCGGAGGGAAUCGCGACGCCGCCGCCGACGACGUGGAGAAUCAGAACAAUCAGAACCGCGCGGUUAAUCAGAACCGUAACGCCGAUGAGGUUAGCGAUGAGAGUCCGACGAGCGUUAUUGAGAACGAGGAUCAGAUUCAGAACCGUUCGUCGCUUCCGAAGAGCAUCUCCGUCAGAUCCAGCGGUUACUCGAAGGCGAGCCAGGGAGGUGUUGCGGCUGCUCAAUCUGGAAAAUCUCGCGGAGCUAUGCCUAAGCCUGGGUCUUGCGGUCAACAACACAACUCGACGCAGAAGGUGUUUGUUCGAGGAGGGAAGAAAGAAGAGGAGGAGGAGAUAGAAGUGGAGGUGUACAAUCAAGGGAUGACGAAGACGGAGCUGUGCAACAAGUGGCAAGAGACGGGGACGUGCCCAUAUGGUGACCAUUGCCAAUUCGCUCACGGCAUUAAAGAACUCCGCCCAGUGAUCCGCCAUCCUCGCUACAAGACUGAGGUUUGCAGGAUGGUUCUUGCCGGUGACAACUGUCCUUAUGGUCACCGUUGCCACUUUCGUCACUCGCUAACUGAGCAAGAGAAGCUCGUUGCUUCUGGUUACAAGCCCAAGUCCUCCUCCUCCUUCAAGCUUCUCAAAUGA